GAUAUCGCUGAGUCGACGCUGACGUCGGUUCUCUCCCGCCUCUAAACAGGCAUUCACUAUGAGUGAGAGCGGCAACAGAAGUCGAGCAUCGAGCAAGAGUCGUGCCACAGUAUUGGGCCAAGAGGAGGGAGGCAUCAUCGCCAGCUCAGUAGAAGGAUUGUUUGCUGUCAUGUAAGACUCGACGGGAGCCAUCCCAUCAAGCACACCCGUGUGUGAGUUGCUGUGUGUAUGAAUGAAUGCAGAUACGUGCUUGAUUCAACCCGGCGAGGCCUCGUGGAGGAGUCUGGAGGCGGUUUCCUGCCUUAUGUGAAGACGACUAUCGUGUUUGUGCUGGAGUUUGUGCAGCUGGUGCCACUUCUGCUGCCGGAGGAAGACAUUGCCCACUGCCCUGACUUUGAUUUGUUUGACUCACAUUGCUUUGCGGACCUGUGGAUGCACCCAUUAGGUGGGGCCGGUCUCAACGGGCACAUCAAACUGCAACAGAGCAAAGUGCGUGGCUGUCUGUGCAGGUUUGUUGGCUGGCAGCAGCCGUACUCAGUAUCUGACAGUGACGAUCGCCGUGGCUCUUCUGGUCGUUAUCGCGUGUGUUGGGGUGGUUUUCGUCGCUCGCUCUUUCCAGACACAGGAGGUGCACCUCACUUCUGCUAUCUUCGGCCUCCGGAUGUUUGUCAACAUCGGCAUGUAAAGCUCUCGCAGCUGAAGAGCUGACAUUGCUUUCUCACCUCGUGUCUUGUUUGUCAGUUUGACGCUCUUCACGACCACCACUCGUCUGCUAUCGAGUAUGUUCACGUGUUCGUCGCUCCAGUACUAUGUGGAAGGACACAUCAAGUGCUGGAGUGAGUGUGUCGCUGAUACGCAGAGAGAAAGGUGACUGUCCACAUAAGUCUGUUCUUAUUUCUUCCAGGCCCGGCCCACAACGGUGUCUUGUUUGUCAGUGUGUUGGCUCUCACCAUGUUCCUGCCUUUCUCUGCGCUCAUCUUCUACCUCUACAACCAUUUCUUCUUCUUUACUGGCGAUCCUGCCGCUGCUGCUCACGGCCGCGUGGAGUUGCUAUUCUUUCUCACCAAGUGCAUCGUCAUAACAACAUUCAUAUACACUAUCUCGACCUCGGGCGCGGCCGUCUACUGCUCCAGCCUCAACGCAUUGGCUCUCUUUGUCAUCUCGCUGCUGUCUUUCCUGCAGUGCCCCUUCUAUGAGGACUUCACAAACAGGGUGAGAAGACCACCUGGCUACCAUCAGAGCUCUCUGAGAUGCCUGUGUCUCCGCUAUGUCGUCUCCGCUAUCGGUUUUACCUGCAGUUACGUCUGGGGCUGUUUCUUGCUCUCUUCGUCCUGCCGCUCAACACGUUCAUCAAGAACGGCUCUGUGACGGCGGGCAUGUCGGCGGCAGGGUUCCUGAUCGGCAUGGGCUCGGCCCUCGUGAGGAAGUCAUGGCUGAGCGGCAAGGUGAUGCACGAGGUGCACCUCAGCCACACAGACUUUGGUGAGGACUACAAGUAUAUCCUUACCACCUUGAUGAACGAGAUCGCCGAGAAUCCCCAGAGAAACAGAACCUCAUUCCUCAGAGGAGGGCCGGUAUGGUAGUACAUUGAAACCAAGACGCAACAAGACCGUCAUUUCUUGGACCUGUCGGUGUGUGCAGAGUGUUCGGGAUGUGCCAGGCGCCGCAGUGGCCAUUGAGGACGGCGAGGAGGGAUAUGUCGGGAGUGAGGAGGGGCUGGGCGCAGGUCUGCCGCCGGCCACGUACGACAACGAGAUCGAUAUCGAGCAUGAGGUGAUGCUCGACAGGAUCGUGUCUAAACAUCGCAUGGCACUCAUCAAAAAGUCAGCGGCAGGACGGACAAGGAAAGAGAAUGUCUAAUGUCCUCUGAGUGGUUGUCUGCUGUCUGCAGGGCGUUAUUCUUCGAGACGGAUGUUGACCUGAUGCUUCGCUAUUUUGUGGACGAAUGGCCGUACCUCUCGCACCACGAGCGGCAGGUUUCCGUCACUGUCAUACAAUCGGUGACAUUUGCCGCCCUCCACGGCAAGUCGAAGCUCUUCAAGGCUUUUGGUUUCGCGUGGUACACGCUGUUCGCCAACAAAUGCUUCGAGGAGACUGUCAUGUGCUACAAAUACCUGAAGCUCGCCAAGCAAUUCUCAAGUGAGAACGUACACAUAAACAAAUGCUUGAAUGGCUUGUUUGGUUCGUUGUGCAGGCAUCUUCCAGCUAGACAUACUGUAUCUCAAAACACAAAACAGAGAUACACUCACAAGAGAUAAGGAAUACAGGAUGUCUCUCGAGGGCUCAUCAUUGUGCAGGUAUCUCUGUUACCAGCUCGAUAAGGACAUUGAGACGGCCCGACAGUCGUCAUACUUCGGGGCGCAGGAGGGCGGGCAGCUCAAUUUGAUGGACCUUAUGACGUACAGGAAGGUACAUAAUGGAGAGGAGGAAGCGACAACACGCGCCGUCAAUCCGUGUGCCCCUGCAGUUCUCCCAAUCGGCAAAAGACAAUCACCGCAGGGCCCUCGAGAGACUGAUGGAGUUCUGGAAACAACUGGUCAGCUGCAAACCAAGCUUUUCAUUCUGCUCCUAAUCUGUCUCUUCGGUCAUUGCCAAGCAUCGGUUAUGUGUAUGGCUGUAGACGUUGGCUUCGUAUCUGGAGUGUCUGCAGCCGGGCCAUGAUCCAACGGGCAAGAAGCUCACCGGAGUGGCCAAGGGCAAGGUCACUCAUCUCAAGAAGCUACUCAACAACGCCGUGGGGGCCGCCAGAAGGGCUGACUCGGCGUACAAGCAUCUGACAGUGAACUUCAGCAAGAGCUCUGAAUCAGGCGACAACUAUGCCUCAUUCCUUCGAAGCGUGUACCAAGACCCAGUCAGGGCCUCUUAUCUGAUGGUUGACAAGGAGGAUGGAGCGUCGUCGCAGAAGGGGAGCUCGUAAGCUAUAUAUCCUCCGCCUAGACCACCAUUCUUGUCUUGUGUCGCUUCUGUGUGUGUGCAUACCAUACUUGUGUGUGACUGUAUUCAUGUGCAGUAAGGGCGGUUCGUCUCACGGCUCGUGGGGCAACAGAGAGGCUGGUGCAGAGAAGGAGGAGAGGUGUGGCUCUCUCGAGACACGCAAGCUGCGCAUCGUCAACCUCCUCAAACUUGUCUUGGGGGCCGCAUACGUGAUUCUGGCUGUGGUGUCGCUCAUCUCCCAUUUCGUCGGCGCCCAGCAAAUGAGCUUCAUCACAGAGAAGAUGGAAGAUCUGGUGAGAGCCUCUCUCUGUCCGUUUGCCUCUGUGUCUCGUCCCUCCAUCUAAAUCCUCUGUAAGCUUUUUGUUUGGCUCACUCACAGGACCACCAGGGCGUCUUGUCACGCAAGUGGUCGUCUACGUGUGAGGAGAUGAAUCUGAUAAGCAUCUAUCAGCAGACCGACCACGUUGCGCACCCCGAGGCGCUGGACCUCAUCCACGAACAAGACAUGCUGCUGUUUGCAAACGCCAACGACAUCAUCGACUCCUUCAACCUCUUGGCGGACAACUCUUUGAAGGAGGGCAUGAAGGACCUUGUGAGCGUCAUCAACCUGCCGAGCAUCAACUUGACCACCUUUCGCUUCGACGGUGUGCGGGGCUGGGACUACGUUAACCUGCAACACCUUGUCGUCACCUUUGCCAGUGCAUCCAGACAAGUGGCCGAAGGUCGGUCGGUGGCAGGCAGCACACCAACUGAAUGAAGCAAGCUUGACUCCAAACAUGCCUGUUGUCUGCCCCCCAUAGAUGCGGAGGGCGGUGCAGCGUCGUUGACGACCCCCCACUACAAGCUGGUCUCGGAGGCGUGUAUCGGGGAAAUUCCUGAGACGGUGCUGCACAUCGUGGAGAUGCAACUCUCCCACGUGUCCGACUCAGUGGCGAGCGCCAUCACCAUCUUCUCGCUGUGGCACAGUAUCGUGGCGCUCUUCACGGUCGUGGCGUGCCUGGGCACCGCAAAGGUGGUGCGGCACCACCUGCGGGAGUACGACUCGUCUACUGAGAUCGAUGUAGUCAUACGGCUGGCCGUCGAGACGCCCAUCAACGACAGGAAAAAGCUCAGAAGGAUUUAUAGGAGGUAAUAUGAGCAUACGCAGCUGGACAGACUUCCUCCCUCACUGUCAUUCAUGUGUUGCAUGCCUUGCAGGCAUCUGGUGAGCCAGAAGAACGAGGGGGACGUCGCGCGGACUGAGGAGUUCGAGACCUUCGACCCUCGCAACAACCAGCAGGCCAUCGAGGAGGCGGAAGACACCGUUGUUGUUGAGCUAUCUAACAUUUUCGCCGAAGAGGAGAAUCGGCCAGCCGCCAGUGACGACGCCACGCCGGCUGCAGAGCCACAGGCCCCGGAGAGUCCCCAGGAAGAGAGCCCCGCCGACAGACUGCCGUUGCCUAUCUCGCCCAUUAUCCGACGGAGAGACAAAGAGAGGGGCUCGCCCUCGCCCAGGAGAGACAGGGGCUCGUCGCCGCUCAUACACAUGAAUACACGGACGUCGGAAGCCCCAAUGUCACCGCCGGGAGAGCGUCUUGACCGUCGGAAAGUGUCCUUCCACAGAGCACAGGGGAAGGGACCAGUUACUGCGGUCCACGAGUACCCUGCCGCGCCGCUCUCAGGGGUGCAAAGCGACGCCGCGAGGAAGUGAGUGCACAGAGGCAAGACGAUCAGCGAUGUGCACACUCACUUCUUCUUCCUGUUAGGGCUGGCAUAACGGCAAGUGGGAAGGAUGUCCAUCCUUCCAGGCAACAGAAGGCGAUAAGGGGAAGCGCCUCGCCCACAUCGUCGCCGACCAGUGAGGUCUCGCCAGGAGACAGAAGGCGAGGCACCCUGAAUCAGGGGAUGCUUCUGCGGCGGUCGAGUGUGGUCGUGAUGAGCUGCCGCGAGAGGCUCCACAGGGCGUGGACGGCCGUCUACAAGGCGUGUUCGGGCAAAUACUCCAGGUCAGUCAGAACGGCAGCCGCGAGGCCGGGAGGCGGUGGCUGGACUGGUUGGUAUCUGUUGAAUCCGCGUGCCAAACAGAGUGAUGCUGCUAUUCUGGACCGUGCUGCUGGCAUAUCUGAUUGCGAAACAGGUCGCCACCACCACAAUCAUGAAGGCAAGCCGACACGAGAUGCAGCGUGGUUGAAUGGCUGCCGCGGAGAGAUAUCUUGUCUGUCCAUUUAUUUGUUGGUUGGUUGUUCAGAAUUUGGCCGAGAAGAAGGAGGACCUCGCGAUACUAAAAGAGGUGUGGGAGACCAGACCCGCAGACGGGAAGCUUUAGCACACAAGCAUGGCAUGCAAUGCAUUGGAGCCCUCUCGUUCAUGUGAUGUGCCUGCCUUCAUGCCCCUGCCUGCCACUCAGGUUCAGUUCCACCUCGCCCAGAUGGCCGUCCUUGCCCCAGACGUCGUUGAACAACGCAGGUGUAUAAUCUAUAGAUACCUACCUGCAUCUCGGCAGUCCGAAUGCAUCUUCCACGUUCCCCAAUGUCUCUCGCGUCUGUGUGAUUGCGUGUGUGUGUGCGGUUUGUGUAUGCAGGAUGGAUUGGCGCCCCCUGGAUCAGACCGCCGAGUUGUUGGCGGACUUUGGCCACGAGCUGGAGAUCUUCAGAGAGGUGCUCAGCCGAGCCAACACGUGUGUGUCCUUUGUGCUUAAUUGGUGGCAGUGUAUGUGUGUGUGACGUGCAGAAGUUCUCUCUGCUGAUGUGGUCGGGCGGGGCCAAAGCGGCUGCCAGGAGCUACGAGCCACGGACAAAGCUCUUGUUCGAGCCACAGUGCCUCCUCAAGCAAGAAAGUUGCGACGUACGAAUGCGUAUCUGUUUGUCUGUCCUCGGAUGCCCGACAUCCUCCGCACAGAGACAGGCCAAUCAUGUAUGUGUCUCUCUCUUUCUGUGUCCAUGCAGAAUCGAACGCACCCCUUCCCUGGAUCGGAUCGCCUUGAGCACGGCCUAUACGAGGCCAUCGUCGUCUGGGCCCAGGUGAGGUGCAUCGCAAUCAAUACGGUGCAAGAAUCUAUCCAUCCAGUCUCUCUCUCUCUCUCUCUCUGUGUGUGUGUGUGUGUGUGUGUUGUGGAUGUCUGUAUGAGUGCAGGAGGGCGAGAUGAUGUUUGACCAGUAUCAUCUGCGGUACUUGCUGCAACAUCCCCCUGCCGACCCGGUCGGCGGGCAGUCCCGGCUACGUCAAAGCUUGAUACAGGAGAUCCUCGACAAAUACGAGGGCAUCGACCUCGACACAAUCAGACAACUGCCCAGAAAGUGCGUAUGCGCCCAAGCCAAAGCCAAAGCCAGAGCUCCUCUUUGUGCACAUAUAACUUGCUCAGUUGCGCGCACCCUUCCUCUCUCUCUGUGUGUUCUUGUUGUAUGUGUUGGCGGGCUGGUCUGUAGGAUCACGUUCGAUGAGCCAGAGCAGUUCUGGUUCACUGUCGGGGCCGUCGAAUAUGACCUCCACGACGGGCUGGAUGAGCUCAAAAAGACAUUCCUCGACGUACGCAAGCCAAAGGACCAGCCAAACAGACCGAUACAUGUCCUGCACGCCCCUGCACGUGUGGUGGGCAGGAGGCCAACGACGAGUUGCAGGGGAGCCUGAGGCUGUCGUGGUUGCUGACGGGGGUGGCGCUGUGCGUGAUAGUGAUCGCGGUGAUAUGCUUCAUGUACCUGCUCGACGGGCUGAGGAACAACGUCCUCAUGUCAACCACAAUGCUCCGCACCCUCCCAUGGCCCAUCGUACACCACAACGAGGUACGCCCUGCACUUGCCCACAAGAUAGAGACAUACACGGGCGUCUCUCGACGUCUGUGUGCCAUCGAUGGAUGGAUGGACAUGUGCAGCUGAUCCACAAGGUGUUCCACACGGAGAAUAGCGAGGAGGACAACGAGUCGCUGGAGGACGCCGAAGACGCCACCAAUGACGACACCCAACACUAUACACACACAUCCACCACACAAGCCAGGAGGCGCACCAGCGUCUCCAGCACACAAUCCCACAGCAAAGGCAAGGGCGAUCAGAGGGAAGGAGCAGGCAAAGACAAGGGCAAGAAGCGCCCAUGACCUUUGUCGUGCACCUUGUGGCCUGUCGCUCUCUCUCCCCCCUCUGCUGUCUUACUGCGUGGAGCCUUUAUCCCCAAUCAAUUCCAUGUGUGGUGUCCACUUUUUUCGUAAGGGUUUGAGGCCUCUUUUUCAUCCACACACACACACAGACAGACAGGCAGGCAGACAGACAGACAGCGUGUGUGUGAUGCGUCUUCCGCCGGUGUCUUUGAAGCGGGGAGCCGUGCGCUGCCGCUGGCCUGCCUUACGUACACAAGGCGGCACACCUGCCUGACGUGCCCAUACGCCGUGAUGGCUUGGCUGACUUUGUU
Vitrella brassicaformis is the source of this 7311-nucleotide messenger RNA. Lineage: Eukaryota; Vitrellaceae. The record is from the annotation of a GenBank genome assembly.